This is a messenger RNA of Tachyglossus aculeatus (Australian echidna), 1176 nucleotides long. It is a transcript of the gene BIN3, whose product is annotated as bridging integrator 3. Lineage: Eukaryota; Metazoa; Chordata; Mammalia; Monotremata; Tachyglossidae. The transcript is spliced from 9 exons. Gene Ontology annotation, molecular function: lipid binding; protein binding. Gene Ontology annotation, biological process: endocytosis; plasma membrane tubulation; actin cortical patch localization. The record is from RefSeq and is a predicted model, not a curated record. Gene Ontology annotation, cellular component: actin cortical patch; cytoplasm. The coding region runs from base 41 to 802 and encodes 253 amino acids.
ACCCGGAAGUGUCGGCCGCGGGGACCCGUAUGCAGCCGCCAUGAGCUGGAUUCCAUUCAAAAUCGGGCAGCCCAAGAAACAGAUUAUUCCCAAAACGGUGGAGAGAGACUUUGAAAGAGAAUAUGGAAAACUCCAACAGCUAGAAGAUCAGACCAAGAAGUUGCAGAAGGACAUGAAGAAGAGCACCGACGCUGACCUCGCAAUGUCCAAGUCAGCUGUGAAGAUCUCUUCGGAUCUGCUGUCCAAUCCUCUCUGUGAGCAAGAUGAAGAGUUUUUGGACAUGGUGACGGCCUUAGACACAGCCAUGAAGCGGAUGGACUCUUUUAAUCAGGAAAAGGUGAAUCAGAUCCAGAGGACGGUGAUUGAGCCCUUAAAAAAGUUCGGCAGCGUUUUCCCCAGCCUCAAUAUGGCAGUAAAGAGGCGGGAGCAGGCCCUGCAGGACUACAAGCGGUUGCAGUCGAAGGUGGAGAAGUACGAGGAGAAGGAGAAGACGGGCCCGGUGCUGGCCAAACUCCACCAGGCUCGGGAGGAGUUGAGGCCGGUGAAGGACGACUUUGAAGCGAAGAACAAGCAGCUCCUGGAAGAGAUGCCCCGCUUCUACAGCAGCCGUCUCGAUUACUUCCAGCCCAGCUUCGAGUCCCUGAUCCGGGCCCAGGUGGUGUACUACACCGAGAUGCACAAGAUCUUCGGGGACCUGACCGAACAACUGGACCGGCCGGGCCAGACGGACGAGCAGCGGGAAAGGGAGAACGAGGCCAAGCUGAGCGAGCUCCGAGCCCUCUCCAUCGUGGCUGACGACUGAACUCCGGCUCUUCUCGGGACGUCGGCAACUCGGGCAGGGCCCGGCCCGCCCUCAUUCCCCGCUCCCACCCGGGCCUCGAGAUUCAGUUCAGCUAGCUCUGUGGCGGAGGAGGAUUGUAUGCAGAAGGCAGUGAGGGCAGCCGAUGCCCCAACAACCCUCUUCCCACUGAGCCGCAAGUUGGGCUCGUUGCAGCGUCUCCCCGCCGUUCCCAGGGUCCAGAAGGACGCUAAACAGAACUGUCUGGCUGGGCCGGCUUCUCGCUCAGCUGCCGAAUCAGGGUGAGUAAGUGUGGUGGUAGGAGUGGUGGAGUUUUUAUUUUCCAAAGAGCCAUCUAACGUGAAACAUUUUAUAAACACAAGCGUUUCCCAGUCUAA